AUGAGGCAUGCUUGCACCACAUUAAGCAACAGCAAGCACAUCAAGUCCCUCGUGCAGAUGUACAUGAAGAUGUACAUGAAUCAGCAAGCAACCCCCAACUACAUUAUCACAUCGGCCAAAGCAAGAAGCUGUACAAUGGGUUGGGUCAAUACCUCCGCAAUCACACAGGAGAUCCUGCCAUCAAGAUUUAACUACACCACUUAUGAUGUCCGAUGGGCUCAGGACAUCAUCAAUCCUAAGACUCCUCACUGCAACAUUAUGUUGCUCAAAUACAAUCAUGAUGAUGGUGGACACGGUGGCGACUUCCUUUUCGCUAAAGUCAUCAGUAUUCAUCACAUUAACGUUGUUGGUAUGAAUGCACACAAAGUCACGCAUGGGACACUCGCACUCUGGGCUGUGUUCAUUUCUGGCCUCUCAAAAGCCAGGAUGCUUUCAGUUUUGUGGACCCAAGAGCUGUACUUAGGGCAUGUCAUAUUGUACCAGCCUUUGCUCGAGGCCAGCAGAAUUCAGGUGAAAGUAGAGUUUCCCCUCUUGCAGGGGAUAGGCAGCAAUUGGUUAGAGUACUACAUCAACAGCACAAGCUUUGUUGAUUGUGACACCAUGAUGCAUUUUCAUUAUGGCCUUGGGGUGGGCCACUUAUACUUUCACAAUGUAAGAGUUGUAGAGACACCUAGUAGCCCAAUUAGUGCGCAGACUCUGGCACAGAUGGUAGAUAAACACUUGGAAGCCAGAGGAAGCCUUGGGAAAGCUACUCAAUGGCAAGCUCUUGCUGAUGAAGAGGAUGAGGAAGAUCACGCUGGUGUGGAGGAGCUUGAUUUUUUUAAUAAUGGUCUCAAUGCCAGCACAGAGUCGAUGAUCAACACGCUAGAUGAGAUGUUCACAACUGGUCAUACUUUUGAUUAUGAAAAUUAA
Molecule: messenger RNA, 912 nt
Organism: Suillus subaureus
Lineage: Eukaryota; Fungi; Basidiomycota; Agaricomycetes; Boletales; Suillaceae
Exons: 4
Coding region: 1-912 (303 amino acids)
Source: RefSeq, a predicted model, not a curated record